AUGUACAGAGUAUUUCCCAUGCUUAUACUGCGGGCAGCAAAGGUGCGUGCCCAGUAUCUGCAGCUGGGCAGUCUUAAUGACAGCUAUACGAGCUCGGCGGCACCGAGCUCCUCGACGCUGGUCGCUGCAGCGCCGUCCGCAACGAACGUGUACACACUCGCCUUUGGAGAGCGCGAAGGGCUCGCCCCUGGAGAGCGGCUGGAGGUGUACGGCAACACUGUGCGACUCGUGCGAACGCUCGCCUACGGCUGCCCACGAGGCGUCACCCCUGAGAGCGCCUUUACGGGAAGGCUGAAGGAUGCGGAGCUGGCCGCCAUCACAGAGCAGCUGGAUGCGCUGAGGUGGCAGACACGCAAGUCUGAUGCGACAGUGCAUACAGGGCAAAGCGUCUACGCCAGUGGACCGGCGCACAGCGGCAUGACUAAGAGCGUUGGCGAGGAGUCACUACACCCGUCCGGGUGGAUAGUGCGAGUGCCGGAAGCGACCAACAGCCGCGUGCUCCAAAAUGCAGUACCGAAUGAAACACAGGCGUGCGCUGGCCGGAGUCUUGCGGCCCAGCUGAGCAAGCUGCGCGCCAGCGAGGAGGAAGUGGUCGUGGCAGAGUGGGUAGGAAAGUCAAAGGGAGAUUGGGAAGCCACUACUGGCAUCUCAGCAGGUGCGUCCUCCUGGUCGCCGAGACCUUCCUCAGCGGAAGCUUCUACGCGCGCAGAGCAGUCAGCGGCUGAGAAGACUAACCCUAACGGCAGUAGUGCGGGUGGGUUGUCUAUCCUACCCACUACACCACUCAAGAGCGGUGCUGCGCUGCCGCCAGGCGCAGGUGGUAUCCUCCUCAUGGAGAACGGUGUUUGCUUCCGAGACCCCGGAUCGUGUGGGCUACGCGCCCUCCGCACGGCUCGCCUUGCCUUCAUCUCCAGCAUCGAGCACACUGCCAACGACCUCGCUCGGCGGCAGCGUCGCCAAUCGUGCGAGGAGGCGCGUGGCUUGGCUGUUCUCGAUGCGAACGCCAUCGACUUCACCUUCGCGCAGGCAGCUCUGCAGUCCACCCUGGAGCUGGGCCUCCACACGGGUGCGGGAUGUCAGAUAUCCCAUGUGCCGCUGACCGAUGCGGCAGCCGCGCACGUGGAGCCGCAGGCUGCGAGCUACAUCCGCGUCGUCGCCGCUGGGCCUGGUCGACGACUGCCAAAGCCCUUCGGUUACCUGCCGACACACUCCAUUGAUGUGGGCGCCUACACGGCGCACCUGCCUCUUCCCGUCGAGCCUGCCGCAGGGGAGAGCAUGGGGAAGGAAGAGGACAGCGGCGGCGGCGCGAGGCCAGCAGCCUCGAGGCGCGGGUGCAGAGACACCAGAACAGAUCGUCAUCAGCUCGCCCUGCAACUCUCCCAAGCCCUUGCCACACUGCGUCGCGGUGCUUGCAUGCUCGUCACAUUUGUGCCGACGUGCUCCAGCAUAGCGGCGCUGUACCAUCGGAUCGAAGCACAGCGGCGUGCGGAGUUACUCAUCGAGCACCAAGUCGUGAUGGAGGCGAAGGCGUGCAUCGCUGAGGCAAUCGCGCGCACUGGCCGGUGGGGCUUCAUUACCGACGAAGUACUUCCGGCCGCGGAUAGUCCGCAGGGCAGCUCCUUUUCUCUGAUUGUAAUGCUCGAGUGA
Molecule: messenger RNA, 1647 nt
Organism: Leishmania braziliensis MHOM/BR/75/M2904
Lineage: Eukaryota; Euglenozoa; Kinetoplastea; Trypanosomatida; Trypanosomatidae
Exons: 1
Coding region: 1-1647 (548 amino acids)
Source: RefSeq, a predicted model, not a curated record